AACGGUCACACCUCGCUGCACUUUCUAAUCAGAAAGUUAGCCGUUUUUACUUGGAAGAUAACCCGCCUUGAAGAGAUUAUAGAAUUAUAAUCUCUCUCCACAUGGAACUGAGCUGGGAGAUAGUGCUCUGCGUGGCCAUUGCGGUGCUGGUUCACGUUGCGGUCUACCUAUUCGUCAUGGGCAAGCGGGAGAGGAGCAUUGUGGGUCGUCAUGUGGUGGUCACCGGCGGAUCCAAGGGAAUCGGUCUCUGCCUGGCGGUGGAAUGCGCCAUGAAGGGCGCCAAUGUGACGGUGAUAGCGCGCGACGAGAAAAUGCUGAGCGGAGCCGUGGCCCUGAUGGAGGUGAUCCGCCAGCGACCGGAUCAGAAGUUCCAGUACCGCAGCCUGGACAUUGGCGGCGACUAUGAGCAGGUCGCCCGAGUGCUGGGCGAGAUCGAGGAGAGCUUUGGUCCCAUCUACACGCUCAUUAACUGCGCUGGGAUGGCCAUUUGUGGGGUGUUUGAAGAGGUUUCUGUUCAAGAUGUCCACAAACUGAUGAACGUCAACUUCUUUGGCACCUACAACUGCACCCGGUAUGUCCUGCCCAAGAUGAAGAAGGCAGGCGAGGGCAUUGUUGUGAUCACUGCCUCCCAGGCGGCCAUGUUUGGGAUCUAUGGCUACGGACCCUAUUCGGCCACCAAGUACGCCUUGAGGGCGAUGGCCGAGACGAUAGCCAUGGAGUCCAGGGAGCACGGUGUUAGUGUUACCUUGGCCAUGCCCUGCGAUACGAAUACGCCGGGAUUCGAGGAGGAAGAGAAAUCCAAGCCAAGGGAAACGAAAAUCAUAUCGGGCGGUGGAGGAUUAAUAGAACCAGAAGUUAUGGCCAAAGCUAUACUCAAGGAUGCCUUGAAGGGCAACUUCACCUCAACGGUGGGAGCCGAAAGCUGGCUAAUCACCACUUUGGGUGGAGCAUUGCUCCCCUGGGACGGCUUCUUCACCAAUCUCCUGCACGCCAUCGUUUUGGGACCCUUGCGAUUGGUUAGCUAUGGUCUGCACAAGUACUUUAACAGUAUCAUUCGCAAAUGCGCUCGAGAGGAUAAAGCUAAGGCUCAAUCCGAAGUAGAGGCCAAGUGAAAUGUGUCGUUGCCUCUUUAGUAUUCCAAGUGCCCAGUAUAUUAAAUCACUUUUUCAUUGUUAAGCACAAAGUGCGAUCAUUUUGCACGUAAGCCGGCUAUUCCAAAUAUUCACAUGAUCCGUAUUUAUCAGCCAUUUUAUAUAUUUUUUAUAUUUGUAAUAGAGCCCUGCAUGAAUGGAUUCAAUGAAUU
Messenger RNA from Drosophila takahashii, 1303 nucleotides. RefSeq names its product 3-ketodihydrosphingosine reductase (gene Kdsr). Gene Ontology annotation, molecular function: 3-dehydrosphinganine reductase activity. The record is from RefSeq and is a predicted model, not a curated record. NCBI's taxonomy places the organism in Eukaryota, Metazoa, Arthropoda, Insecta, Diptera, Drosophilidae. Gene Ontology annotation, biological process: sphingolipid biosynthetic process. Gene Ontology annotation, cellular component: endoplasmic reticulum membrane.